Messenger RNA from Rotaria socialis, 1836 nucleotides. Lineage: Eukaryota; Metazoa; Rotifera; Eurotatoria; Philodinida; Philodinidae. The record is from the annotation of a GenBank genome assembly.
AUGAGCUUUAUUCCACCUGGAUAUACGAACCCGGAUGGAUCCCCAAGUUCUGCAUGUGCCACAAUGACUCCUGGCCACCGCGUUGGUUCUAAGCCAUGUUCAUCGAAAUAUGUAAUUCAAUCUGACAAACUAGAAUACUAUAAAAAUGACACAGUUCGUAUUACUGUCAGUGGUUCAUCAAGUAGUGAUACUUUUAGAGGUAUUCUAUUGAUAGCAAAAACGAAAACAACUGAACAAAUUAUUGGUACUUGGUCAUCAAGCAACGCAAAUAUAAAAUCUCUUUCUUGUGGUGGAAUCUCAAAUACUGCUAUAACUCACAGUGGAAACAACGACAAAAACUCAAUCAAUGCACUCUGGUCUCCACCACCAAGUAUAUCGGAUCCAACAACUGUUAUUAAAGCAACAAUAGUUCAAACAUACAGUACCAUAUAUGUUAAUUGUUUCAAUAUUUCAUUAACUGCUAAAGAUAACAGCGUAACUACUAGUACAUCAAAAGCUACAACGGUGUCCAGCAUCACUGGCGUCACUUCUAAUACUGGCACUGCUGUUACUCCUGGUGUUGCUACGACUACGACUACUACUACUACUACACAAAGUAACAAUGUUGGAAUGAAUAUUACUUGGACCUACGCAAAUGGCAACACAAAUGUUAAAAUGAAAAUCAAUGAUUUAAAAGCAUCUGAAUGGUUUGCUUUAGGUCUUUCACUUGACGACAAAAUGGGUGAAGAUCAUAUUUUUGUUUGUAAACGCUUAGCUAAUGACACAAUUUUAGUUGAUCGUUUGAUUAAUCCAAAUGGUCAUGAUUAUCCAGUGUCAGCUAGUAGUAUGGGAAAUCCAGGUGGUCAAUUUAGUGUUACACUACUGAAACUUGAAAAUAGUACUGUAAAUUGUGAAUUUAUGUUAUCAAAUUUUACUAGUUCAAAACGCCGACGACGUGCUAUCUCUGCAUUAUCUCAAUCAACGACUUACCGUCCUCUUAUAGCUAUGGGAAGUUUAGAUAGUUCAAAUGGAUUGAAUCAACAUACAGUACGCGCCGCAUUAUCUGAUAGUAUUCAGCUGACUAUACCGGGAACUAUAACUUUUGGUAUAGAUUCAUUCGGGUCUAAAAACACAGGUUUAAUGAAAGCCCAUGGCAUUAUUAUGAUAUUUACAUGGAUAUUAUUUGUUUCAACUGCUAUUAUUUUGGCACUGUUUUUCAAAAAGUCAUGGCCAAAUCAAAAGAUAUUAGGAAAACAAAUUUGGUUUUCAGUUCAUCGUGCAUUAAUGAUGGCUACUAGUGUAUUAACAAUACUUGCCUUUAUUCUUAUUCUUGUUUAUUCAAACGGUGAAUGGGUACCACAAUAUAAAGGACGUUCAUUUGCUCAUUCAAUCAUCGGCAUAAUUACAAUAAGUUUUGCUGCUAUUCAACCAAUAAUUGCAUUCUUUCGUUGUAAACCUGAUGAUGAAUAUCGUUUUAUUUUUAACUAUGUGCAUGGUAUUGUUGGGUUUACAUCAUUCCUACUCUCAAUUGUAGCGAUUUUUAUUGCAAUGUUUUUGGACAGCUUCAAUUUCGAAAGCAAUAAAAAAUGGGGUGUUGUGGUAGCAUGGAUAUGUUGGGUAUUUAUUAUAUUUGUCAUAUUCUGCUUUAUAGAAUAUUAUUUUGAAACAUAUCUACCACUAAACGAUAAUUCAUAUACUUUCAAUAAGCAAAAUGGCAAUAUGGAUAUGAAAAUCGAAUCAACAUCAAUGAAACAUAAUACUAGCAAAGAUUUAAUUAAAGGAAUUUUUCUUUCCAUUCAUAUUAUUAUUGCUUUGGCAUUAUCAUUAAUAUUGGCUAUUUUCGUUGGAAAAUCAUAA